AUGGUGACCGGACUGACUCCCCGUAUGAAGGCGCGCUGGGUGUCCUGUAUCGGUCAGUAUAGAGCUCCCGUGAUAUCAAGUCGAUCCGCUCGUCACCAUCAAAGUGCGCUCUGUCCUCUCUGUGACCGUUUAAAACGGCUGACGUAAUAACAACGGAGUUCCCUGAAGGCACUAUUUUGUGAUGCGCGGAGGAUUACUCGCAGUGUAAAGUUUGAAGCUGUGUUCUGAGUGACAGAGCGGUGCAGUCCGGGGUGUGUGUGGGUCACCCCAUAGUGAACUGACCAUGAUGUAUCUAAUGGAUGAAGCCGCCAACAACGAGUUAUUGGAGACCAAAGGCUCCCUGUAUCUGCGCUCCAAUCACAUGCACUAUGGCAGACCUACCUAUGUCACCGGCUGGCAUCAAAGUCGUGAGGCUGAACCUAAAGAUUAUGAUUUAGAUGCAAUUCCAGUGGGAAAGAAAAUAUUGUCUCAUUCUACAUACAGAAGGCUUGGAGAUAUGGAAAAUGGAGAUUGGAGAACUACAAGUGCAGAGCACCUGUCCCAGAUUCACUUAAAGAAAGACUAUGAAGUCAAGGAUGUGUCAAAGUUAAUAAAUGAAGACAAUAUUGAUACUCUUAAUAUUGAAAGACAUACUGGUCACCCUGAGCAUGGUUUUGGAGCAGUUUUACCACAUCAUACUAAAGAACAUGGAAAAAUGAAUCUAGAAACUACAUACUGCACUGAUUAUACAGCACCAUAUCAUUAUUCACCACCUAAUUGUCCAGAUACUCCAGACUAUUCUGCAGCUUAUAAGAAAUGCCACUCUCAGUUUACAGACACUGCAGACUAUAGGAGAUUUGGCAGAAAUACAUGGCAGGAUGAGAGUGGAAUUUAUGCCAAUAAUCCGAUGAAGCAGAUUGUGUUUAAGCCAUCCUGCCCUAUUACACCCCAUCUGUGAUUAAAUAAACCUAUACUGGAUAAUGUUCAACAAACAGAAA
Molecule: messenger RNA, 977 nt
Organism: Pelobates fuscus (common spadefoot toad)
Lineage: Eukaryota; Metazoa; Chordata; Amphibia; Anura; Pelobatidae
Gene: CFAP95
Product: cilia and flagella associated protein 95
Exons: 6
Coding region: 284-937 (217 amino acids)
Cellular component (GO): plasma membrane
Source: RefSeq, a predicted model, not a curated record